AGGAGUGAUCGAUCCGCUGCAACCUGUGCGCAUAGCAGGCAAUGGACCGGUAUUCAGGCGAAGGCGGUGUUUUGGCUGUACAGUGACGUUUUAAGGCAGGUCUUGGUCAAACCUACCAAUGAUACAAGUCGGUUCUAUUCUGCUGGGACUGAUCGCAAUGAACGGGUGUCGGAGCUCUACACGGCAAAGGAGCAACCACAGCGAGACGAGGCGAUCAAGGGGAUGCGGCAUCGGUACGCGGGAGCUGUCCAACAGCACCAACCCCCCGACGAAAAGCAAGCGAGCAGCAAGCAGAGCCCAGACCCAGUCGCUCCUGUUUUCAGCCUGCCGCCCCCGCCCUCUUCUCACCACCGAGACCGCACUUCGAACACCGCCGCGCACCGCCAGAGCCUCCAGGAGCUUCCCUGUCUGAGCCAGCCCUACCGGAGACCUGUUCACAGCGGCGACCCUUUACCUCUGGCGAGCUACGACACCGCCCAGCAACCUUCACACCGAGGCACUGAACCCAGCAUCGGGCAGCCGGCGCACCUGCAGCAGGAUCCCUGGGCCCCGGCCGGCUCUCAGCAGCAGCCGCCGCCGCUGCAGUCGGAGAACCAGCCUGUUUUUCCGAGCUGCCACUGCAGUUUUUCCGAGCAGGAGGCGAGCCUUUCUCAAAACCAUCACCAUCCUGCCGAUCCUCUCCCACCGCAGCCCUCCCCACCUUUUCCGCCGCCUAUACCACCGCCACCAACGUCGUCGUCCUCCUCUCUGCUAUUUUCCCAGGGAUCUAAGAGGGGGGAUCGGCUCCGAAGGAGUGCCAAUAAUUACCAACAGGCAAGCAUCGUGGAACGCUGCAGGGGAGGAGGAGGAGCAGGAGGGCACCGAGACCAAAGGCAGCUGUUGCAGCAGCAGCAGCAGCAGCAGCAUCAACAGCACAGUCAUUUAAGACUCCAACAGAGGGACCCCUCCCCUGAAGGAACCCGUGCAAACUCGCAGAAAGGGCGCUCUUUAAAUGUAUGUGAGUCAACCGAGGCUAACAGGAGAGCAUUUGAGUCUCAGACUCAGGACCUGCAGCAGCAACAUAUCCCACAAUUACGAGCGCAGCAACAGCUACUGGUGGGGAGCAGCUUGCCUACCAACUACUGCGCCAGCGGCUCAGGAGAGCUAUGUAGGACUCAGCAGGCUCCACUGCUGCAACAGCAAGAGCAGCAGCAGCAGCAGCAGCCGCGGCAGCAGCAGCAGCAGCAGCAGCAAGGCGCACUGGGGCUCUGUCCCCAGCGUCCGCAGCACUGUGAACAAGAGCGCAAUAAGUCUGGGAGGAUCACCGCGCAAGGCGACCAGGCGCAGCCACACAGCCGCGACUCCCGCGUAACCCCCCCGGCAACACAACAGGCGUACGCGGGGAACUCGUCUGCGACUGGCAGCAACAGCAGCAAAGACAGCCCCAACUACGGCUCGAGCUAUCACCUGUGGCCAGAGAGCCCGCAUAAAGGAGAGGAGAGGAUACGCAUCGACCUCCAUAAGGCCACUACUGAGCAGAAGAAGCUGAGCCAUGCUGGAUCCAAGCCCUCCCUCUCCGAGAGCAGUGGCCGACUCCCUCAGAUAGCCAUGAACACCUGCAAGUACAAUGGCGGAGUGGUGAGACCACUAGUGGGCAGCCUGGCGUCCUCGUCGCGCCGCAACCUCGCAGAGCUCGACUCGGAGACGCAGCCCUUGCAGACGCUGCACAGCUCUGGCCUGGAGGUGGUGGUGUCGAAGGGCAACGGCGGCGAAGACCCCAGCAAGGCGUCCAAUGAGAGCUUGGUCAGGGAGGGCAGCGGGCAUAGCGGAGGCAGGGCGCCGCAGAAGAAGAACAGGGACAUUGGCUACAGGCUCGGCCACCGGCGGGCGCUGUUUGAGAAGCGGAAGCGGCUCAGCGACUACGCACUCAUCUUCGGGAUGUUUGGGAUUGUUGUCAUGGUGACAGAGACGGAACUGUCAUGGGGGGUUUACACUAAGGAAUCUUCAUACUCAUUUGCACUGAAAUGCCUUAUCAGCCUUUCCACUGUUAUAUUGCUUGGUCUUAUAAUAAUGUACCAUGCCAGGGAAAUCCAGCUGUUUAUGGUCGACAAUGGUGCGGACGAUUGGAGGAUAGCCAUGACGUACGAGCGGAUCUUCUUUAUCGUGCUGGAGCUGCUGGUGUGUGCCAUCCAUCCCAUCCCGGGCCAGUACGUCUUCACCUGGACGGCGCGGCUGGCCUUCACCUACACGCCGUCGGUGGCCGAUGCUGACGUGGACAUUAUCCUCUCCAUCCCCAUGUUCCUGAGACUCUACCUGAUAGGCCGAGUCAUGUUACUCCACAGCAAGCUGUUCACGGACGCUUCGUCUCGCAGCAUCGGCGCCCUCAACAAGAUCAACUUCAACACCCGCUUUGUCAUGAAGACCCUCAUGACCAUCUGUCCAGGAACUGUUCUGCUGGUGUUCAGUAUAUCCUCCUGGAUCAUUGCUGCAUGGACUGUGCGCGUCUGUGAGAGGUAUCAUGACAAACAGGAAGUGACCAGUAACUUCCUUGGAGCCAUGUGGCUCAUUUCGAUUACCUUCCUCUCCAUUGGCUACGGGGACAUGGUACCACACACGUACUGUGGGAAAGGCGUGUGUCUGCUUACAGGGAUUAUGGGAGCUGGUUGCACUGCACUGGUGGUUGCAGUGGUAGCCAGGAAGCUGGAGCUGACCAAGGCUGAGAAACAUGUCCACAAUUUUAUGAUGGACACACAACUCUGCAAACGAGUAAAGAACACAGCUGCCAAUGUACUCAGGGAAACAUGGCUCAUCUACAAACACACUAAGUUGGUCAAGAAGAUAGAUCACGCCAAGGUGCGGAAACACCAGCGCAAGUUUCUCCAAGCCAUUCACCAUGUAAAGAUGGAGCAGAGGAAACUUAAUGAUCAGGCUAACACCUUGGUGGACCUGGCCAAGACCCAGAAUGUGAUGUAUGACCUGGUGUCAGAGCUGCAGGAGCGCAGUGAGGAGUUGGACAAGCGCAUCGGCACAUUGGAGGACAAGCUGGACUUGGUGACGGGCAGCCUGCAGGCGCUGCCCUGCCUCAUCUCCCAAGCCAUAACCCAGCAGCAGCAGGACUUCCUGGACGGCUUUGUUCACCGCUUUCGGCCCGCCUCACUAGCCUCCGAGCGCUCUGAACGCUCCGAGCGAUCCUGGACUUCCACCGCCCGUAGGCGGCGCUCUCCCUCCACAGCACCACACACCUCCUCCGAUAGCGGAUAGCGUUGACACACCCUCUGCAAUCACCUUCGAGCGCCACCAUUCCCCAAACCAACUCGUCACCUCGUUCUGUCCUAUCCAAAGCCGCCCCCCCCCCCCCCCGUAUCCGCUGGCGAGUCCACGUCUGGACUAAUAAUGAACCCAUAUCCUGACCCCCUGACCUGAUCCUUGCCCUUCUUCUCUCCCUCCCUGCCACCCAUCCCCUCUCCCGUUGCUCCCCACCCAACAUCAAAUCCAAAAACCAAUUCCUCUGUGACUGAGCCUCUCAGCACAGGACUGGAUCAGAGCUACUCCAAAAGAACAAAGCAAAAGCAAACAGACUCAAAUCAAGA
This is a messenger RNA of Sander lucioperca (pikeperch), 3569 nucleotides long. RefSeq names its product potassium intermediate/small conductance calcium-activated channel, subfamily N, member 1a (gene kcnn1a). Lineage: Eukaryota; Metazoa; Chordata; Actinopteri; Perciformes; Percidae. The record is from RefSeq and is a predicted model, not a curated record. The transcript is spliced from 9 exons. Gene Ontology annotation, molecular function: small conductance calcium-activated potassium channel activity; calmodulin binding. Bases 223 to 3240 code for a protein of 1005 amino acids. Gene Ontology annotation, biological process: potassium ion transmembrane transport. Gene Ontology annotation, cellular component: plasma membrane; neuronal cell body; neuron projection.